AAAUUUGUAAUAUAUUUUUAAAUUUGAAAGUAAGAAAGCUCUUUAAAAGACAAAAAUGAAUUGGUCAAGUCUAAAUACCGCGAACUUUAAUGUAACUCCUAUUGUAACAAUGAGCGCCUUGAAUAGGUCGGAUAUCUCUUUGAACCAAACUUUGCUGCUUAUUCAUGACAUAUCUCUAGCAACUAACGCCUCGAGCAACAACGCAACUGCAGACAGAUUUGCUCUCAAAAUGACUUCUUUGGACAUUGCUUAUGUGAGUGUGACAUUCUUGAUGUCACUGAUGUCCAUAUUUGGGUCAGUGAUAGUUCUCUUCGUCCAUUGGUCUUACUCGGAGCUGAGAACGUCGGGACGGACCAUGCUGGUACAUCUCACUGUGGCUGAUCUCUUGACAGCGCUGGGCAACUUGUUAGGAGUCGUUUGGUAUCUAAACGUGGAAAGCUUAGAAUACAAAAUGGUGUUUUGCAAGUUUCACAGUGCUUUGACCAUCAUGUCCAGCAUAGCAUCUUUUAUCUGGACAGUGGUUAUUGCCUGGUUUGUGUUCUGGAUUCUGAUUCGCAUGCAGCCGACAGCGAAGAAAACUCCUGCAAGUAUAAGCAUCGUCCUGCCCAGUAUCUGCUGGGCUAUACCUAUGGUCAUAGCAGUGACAGCACUGGGUUUGGAUGUUCUGGGCUACGACCACAAACUCUCCCAAGCCAGUUGGUGUUGGAUCAAUCCUGAAACUGACUACCCCAUGAUGUGGAUGAUGGUAACAGGAAAGGCCUGGGAGCUGGGGGCAUGUGCUUUGACUCUCAUACUGUACACUUUGGCGAAGGUUAUGCUGUUUAGACAGGCCAAGAAACGCUCUGCUUUAGUUUCACGCAAAAAUCGUCAGAUGGAUGAAGCCAACACCAAACUCACAUUUGUACCACUUGUAUUUAUAGUCAUUAGAAUCUGGGGCACAAUUAGAUUUCUGAUCGGCAGCUUCGCCCAUGAAUUUGGAAAUUCUUCGGUUGCCGAUUGGAUCGCCAUAAUGCAGGGCACUGGAGACAGCGCCCAAGGAUUCGCCAACUUCAUCAUGUAUAUUUUCUUCACCUCCAAAAUUCGGGAACGACUUUUUAAAAGUUGCCAGUGGUGCCACUUGGAGCGUUCCCAUGAGCACUCUGAUCACUCGCGUUCAUCCUCAAAGAAACAUAAGGAGUCGUCGUGUGAGCCAGGAAAUGGGUCAAUGAAACAAGCCAACAAAGUACAGUCAGCGUUGCCAGUUCAGACAACAAAUGGCAAGGCGUCGACCGGAACGCAUCAGACAUCCAUCGACAGCGUGAGCAAACAGAUGGAAGACCAGGAGCGCAGAGUUCGAGUCCUAGUGACCACAGCGUCCAGCCUACUGACCAGUGACAUUAUGACGAAACACAACAUUGACCCCAAAAUUGAGCAUGCAGGCAACAUUGUAGGGAAUGGUCCAAAUCAAAGUAACAAAGGGGACAUAAAUAGUCCAGUUUGACGGGUGGUGUCCCCUGAUUAAACAAAAAUAAUUUUCGCAAUGCAAUAUUAAUACCCAGUAGUUACCAAGCUCUGUCUACAUCGCCAUGAAUAGUAACGUACUUUAGCCCACUAUAUCUCUCCUAUGAUUAUCUAGGCUAAUUAUAAUGAAUAAUACAAUACAAUUGUGGGGAAAAAAAACGGGGCAUAGUACUGACCUAUGAAUUAGCUACGAAAUAAGUGUAGAAAGGAUGUAUAAACAAAGAAUUCAUUAUUCCAUGUCAAGGUACAUGCGUUGGGAAGCUGGAGGUGGGUCUGGAAGUGUGGGGAAAUGCAUGUGUGACAUUUCCUUUCCCAAAUCUUGCGUAACAGUGCCAGAAGCAACCUUCUUAUAAUUUGAACUGGCGUUUUACGGUUGAAUAUCAAUGGAAAAAAAAAAAGAGUAAAGAUUUCUAUUUCAGACUUAACAAUCUAUGGGGCGGAUGGUAUAAAGCUCAUUUGUCUUUAUGGCCAACAGUUAACGAGGUAUCCUUUAGAGUUGAGUGGACUCAGAGGCCUCCAAAAGUUCCAAAUGUUCCCACUCUUUAUCGGGAUUCGAACUCCUGAGAUCGAAAGCCAAGCACUUUACCACGCCCCCAAUACUAAUGAAACUGAAGAAAAAAGGUCAUUGGCAGUAAAUAAAAAAAAAAACUUGAAGUUUGAAGGACACAAGAAAUGUAUAAAAGGUUUUAGUCUAGCUGAGGAGGAAAAAAUGUCGAACAAGCAAAAGAAUAAUUUUUAAACAAAUCUUAACUUAGGGGAAUAACUCCAUAUUUACAGGCACAAAUAUCAUAAUACUGUAAAAAUUAUUUCACUUUUUAUAGCA
This is a messenger RNA of Biomphalaria glabrata, 2323 nucleotides long. RefSeq names its product G-protein coupled receptor 157-like. The record is from RefSeq and is a predicted model, not a curated record. Gene Ontology annotation, biological process: cell surface receptor signaling pathway; adenylate cyclase-activating G protein-coupled receptor signaling pathway. Gene Ontology annotation, molecular function: G protein-coupled receptor activity. The coding region runs from base 56 to 1480 and encodes 474 amino acids. Lineage: Eukaryota; Metazoa; Mollusca; Gastropoda; Planorbidae. The transcript is spliced from 6 exons. Gene Ontology annotation, cellular component: plasma membrane.